Notodromas monacha is the source of this 1346-nucleotide messenger RNA. NCBI's taxonomy places the organism in Eukaryota, Metazoa, Arthropoda, Ostracoda, Podocopida, Cyprididae. The record is from the annotation of a GenBank genome assembly.
AUUCUACGUCUGUUUGCAGAAGUAGAAUUCCAGCGAUGUCGCUGACGUGCAAACUGUGUGAAUCAGUGACAGACCGCGAUUCCGUGUUGCUCAGUGUUCGACUUCCUCUGACCCGAGAUCAACUCUGCUCCCUUCUCACUUCCACACUGUCAGACAUCGACUUCGUGAUAUGCUCGUCCGACGAACGCGUGUGCAGUAGCUGCUACAACCUGUUCCUGUCUCUCGACGAAUUCAAGCACAGAGUCUCCUCGUGCGAAGCCGCCAUUUGCAGCGUGUACCAGCAACGCAAUACCGCCAAUGACGAUGACGACGAUGCGGCCGUGAAAAUCGAGUGCGAAGUGGAUCUCCGCGAGGACGAUGACGAAGAAGACGUCAAGAAGCCGGUGAAACGAACGCGAGCACCCCGUAAACAGAAAACCACCGCCCCUGUCAAGUCCCCGGCGAAAGGAAAAGAAGCUCAUGUAGUUUCUAAACGCGGGAAACGGAAGCCGGCGACGGAACAACAACAACCCCCCGCGGUUGCGGGUGCCAAGCGGAAACGAGCCCCGCGAACCCGAGACCGGACCCAAAAAUUCGAUCCCACUCUCGUGGGCCCGCAGAUUUGCGAAGAAUGUGGGAUUCAAGUGGCUACAGUGAAAGUGCUUCGAUUGCAUUGGAGAACCGUGCACGGGGACAUGGGCCAGAGUCAGUGUGACGUGUGCAAUGUCGAGUUUCAUUCCAAGGUGCUGCUGGAGACGCACAAGCGAAGGGAACACAGUGUGGAGGAAGGGGACUUUGUGUGUGAAGAGUGCGGGAAGGCGUUCAAUGAUGAGCACGGGUUGAGCAUUCAUCAGAGAGUGGUGCACAUUGGAGAGCGGAUGUUUGUGUGUUCCGAGUGUCCGGAGAAGUUUCGGUAUCGAGGCGUGCUAUUGAGUCAUUUGAUCAAGGAGCAUGGGAUUGAUCGGAGAUUGGAGCUUCCCUGCAACAUGUGUGAUAAAAAGUUUGUGGGGUGUGGGAAGGUGCAAUCGAUGGCUUUCCACAUGUGGACCGUGCAUCAAGUGCGCGUACCAGCGCUGAAAUUAUUCACGUGUCCGACUUGCGGAAAGGAAUUUUAUUACAAGUCCAGAUUGCAAAUUCACCAGCGAUUGCACACGGGCGAGAAACCGUUCACGUGUCCAGUGUGUGCCAAGUCCUUCAGGUUGGGAUCGAAAAUGUUGAAGCAUGUGCGACGCAUGCAUAAGAAAAGUGCGGAUGAAGGAGAUAAAAGUCAGACCAAGUCCUCCAGCAAAGAUGCGGUGAACGAACUCAACACUGCAGGAACGUUGGUGGCUGGAGUCAAGAACGAGUUGGAAGAUAAACCGAAAUGA